This is a messenger RNA of Maylandia zebra (zebra mbuna), 2878 nucleotides long. It is a transcript of the gene smarcd2, whose product is annotated as SWI/SNF related BAF chromatin remodeling complex subunit D2. The record is from RefSeq and is a predicted model, not a curated record. Lineage: Eukaryota; Metazoa; Chordata; Actinopteri; Cichliformes; Cichlidae.
UUGGUUUUGCUUUAGAGUGCAGACAAGCUAUCUGCUCAAGAUACUCAGUUUGUCUUUAGUACGACGUUAUCAUGUUUUUCAUUCGCCUCACGGUGUAAUAGCUGUUAGUUAUCGUUUAUGUGGCGUCGUUCAGUCGUAAAGGCGCGAGUGGGAGAUGACAAGCCCCCACUUGGUGUGUUCACAAAACGAGCAGUCACUAGGUAGAAGCAAAUCCCGGAACUUGAAACGGUAGGAAGUGAGCUAACGUUAGCUAGCUUUUUGUUGACAGUGUGCUUGCUGUCAAACCAGAAACCGACCUAAGCAGAAGUACCCGGAGUUAGUUAGCUACCUACUUGGAGACUUCAGCCUGUCGCACUUUUAUUUGGGCCGAAUUUGGUUUGAAGUUCCCGUCACUUUUAACCACUUGUGGCUCUAGAAGAUGGCAUCGAGGGGAAGCUUCACGGGUCCUCCGAUGAAUCCGAGUAUGAGCCCCAUGAACGUUGGGCUUGCCGCGGGCAUGAGGAUGCAAGGAAUGCCCCAGCCUCCGGGGGGAUAUCCCAGAAGCAUGAGCAGCGUUCCCCAAUACCCCCAGCGCCCUGGGAUGCCAUCCAGCAGAGUGGGGGGCCCCAUGGGGUCAAUGGGGGGUCAGCUGCCUGGUCCCUCUUAUGGUAGCAGUAGCAUUCCCAUGCGGGCAGGCAUGGGACCCCCAAGCAUGGACGCCUCUAGGAAACGGUUUCUUCAUCAUCAGCACCACCAACAGCAACAAGAGGCGCUGGGAGGCCUCAGACGAGGAGCAAAAAGGCGCAAGAUGGCUGACAAGGUUCUGCCACAGAGGAUCCGAGAUCUGGUCCCGGAGUCCCAGGCCUACAUGGACCUCCUGGCCUUUGAGAGGAAGCUGGACCAGACCAUCGCUCGAAAGCGUAUGGAGAUUCAGGAAGCCAUCAAAAAGCCCAUUAUGCAAAAGCGCAAGCUCAGGAUCUACAUUUCCAACACGUACACUCCCAGCAAACCCGAGGGUGAGGAGGCGGAGAAGGUAUCCUCCUGGGAGCUGAGAGUCGAGGGCAAACUCCUGGAGGAAGCUGGCAAGCAGAAGAGGAAGUUUUCAUCUUUCUUCAAAAGCCUGGUGAUUGAGCUUGAUAAGGAGCUCUACGGGCCUGAUAACCACUUAGUAGAGUGGCACAGAAUGCCCACCACUCAGGAGACGGAUGGUUUCCAGGUCAAAAGGCCAGGAGACGUGAAUGUUAAAUGCACCCUUCUGCUCAUGCUCGACCACCAGCCCCCUCAGUACAAACUGGAUCCACGGUUGGCUCGCCUUCUGGGUGUACACACACAGACACGAGCCAGCAUCAUGCAAGCUCUCUGGCUUUACAUCAAGAACAACAAGCUGCAGGACAGUCAUGAGAAAGAGUACAUCAACUGCAACCGCUAUUUCAGACAGAUCUUCGGCUGUCCACGCAUGAGGUUCUCUGAGAUUCCCAUGAAACUGGCGGGCCUGCUGCAGCACCCUGACCCCAUUAUUAUCAAUCACGUCAUUAGCGUGGAUCCCAACGAUCAGAAGAAGACCGCAUGCUAUGACAUUGACGUGGAAGUGGACGACCCACUUAAGGGUCAAAUGAACAGCUUCCUGUCUUCUACAACCAACCAGCAAGAAAUCGCUGCCCUCGAGAUGAAGAUUCAUGAAACCAUUGAGUACAUUAACCAGCUGAAGACCGAAAGAGAUUUCAUGCUGAGCUUCAGCAAUAAUCCACAGGAGUUCAUCAAGGAUUGGCUGAAGUCUCAGUCCAGGGAUCUGAAGUUGAUGACAGAUGUGACUGGAAACCCAGAAGAGGAGAGGAGGACCGAGUUCUACCAUGAGCCCUGGGUGCCAGAGGCAGUGGGCAGAUAUGUUUACUCCAAAGUGCAGCAGAGAAGGCAAGAGCUGGAGCAGGUGUUGGGUAUCCGACUCACCUAAGUACAAUUCUAAAGGAGGCACAGCCACCUUAGGUUUACUCAUGAGUUGUUAAUGUUCCACUCAGCUGAAACUGGAAAGAAUUCUUUCACCUUCAAAUGUUCAGAAAGCCAUCGUCACUGACGCAAAGUUCGGGGACCAAAGUGAUGCUUAUAUGACCUUUAAUAAUAUCUUUGCCUUGUAGUAUCUGAUAUAUUGAGCCUGUUUAAAUAACCUUUAUCCUUUUUUAUUUUUGUAAUAUGUUUUGUCUCUGGUACAAAAUGCUGUUUAAGCACUGGUGCUGUUUGGGUGUUUUCACUGUCACUUUGAGUGCUGUUUUGAAAGAGGUAUGUGUUUACCCUUACAUUGAAAAGCCAUAAUUUUUAGAUAAGAGUAAUGCCUGAUCUUCCUGGAGGCAUGGUAGAAUUAAGCAUUUCAUUCCAGUGUGUAUAAUACGUUUAAUGCUUUUGCAGCAUUUUUGAAAGUUGAAAUGAAACAUUCUGAUUUUGUGAAUGUUUACAUGCCGUUUUUAUUUGUUAGUGGGGUGAUUCGAGGGGAAGAGGAGCUGAGGCUCUUUAGAUUGGACGGAUCCAUACCUUCAAAGAAAGUUAACUGCUAUUAAUAAUUUGAUAGGAAUGUAACUGCAGUAUGUCAGCUAAAAAAGGAAAAAAAAAGCGCCAAAAUAUUGUGUACAGUUUAUAGUUUCAUGAGUUAAAGCUUUGCUGUUUUGUUGACUUUUUGUACAUCAGUCUUAAAGUUCUUGAAACAUUCCUUUUUGACAGAUAUCAUUGUGCCAAAAUGUCUUUGGUGAAGAAGGCACAUAAAAUUUAAGAUGAGGUAAAAACGUUGUGUACAAAUGUUAUUUUUGUACAGCUUAUCUUUGUUAAAUGUUUGCAUGUUGUGUAUCAAUCAAAAGCCUUUAUCUUUUAUACAUUUGGAGUAUUUUUUACAAUAAAUAUACUUACAAAUGUU